Messenger RNA from Gambusia affinis (western mosquitofish), 1463 nucleotides. Its product is annotated as apolipoprotein L3-like. Lineage: Eukaryota; Metazoa; Chordata; Actinopteri; Cyprinodontiformes; Poeciliidae. Gene Ontology annotation, molecular function: lipid binding. The coding region runs from base 116 to 1231 and encodes 371 amino acids. The transcript is spliced from 9 exons. The record is from RefSeq and is a predicted model, not a curated record. Gene Ontology annotation, cellular component: extracellular region; membrane. Gene Ontology annotation, biological process: lipoprotein metabolic process; lipid transport.
UUUCUUUUGUCACGCCCUUUAAUCCGUUAAAUUGUUACAUUCUUAUGUGUCAAAUGUCCCCACAUGAGCCACCAUCAGUUUUAACUCAGAGCAACAAGAUCCUGCAGGCUGCACCAUGGAGCGGCCUCCUGUUCCUCUGCCGAGGAAGAUACGCCUUCAGACGCGAUCCGUUGAUGACGAGUGGCUGAAACGUGACCCCGCUGCUCCUCAGUCUGAGAACGGUUCGGAGGACUCCACUCCUCCACUGGGGCCCUCGCGCACGAAUGUCAGAAGACAAUAUUCUGAACAAUAUGAAAACAUCAGAGAGCAAGUCCAGGAGCUCUUUAAGCCGCGACCUCCUCCGCUGCCGGCCAGGCCGCCACUAAAGCAGCUUUCACAGGAACCUGUUUACAUGGAAGUUAUCCAGGAUGAAACGUCCUCUGAUGAGGAGAUGAAACCAUGGAAAGAAACGCUUAAAGAUUUCCAACGUAGAGGAUUCUCGGAGAUAAGGAUGAUCAAUGCUAAAGCUGAAAAGCUCUAUAAGGCCAUUCAGACGUACAUCCAGCUGAUUUCUAAACACGCCGUCGAUCUCAAGUCUCACAUCAAAGAGCUGAACAACAUUUCUGACAACUUGGACAAGUUUGCAAAAAAGACAAAGAUUGCUGGCAUCACUGGAGGAGCAUCAACAGCAGCAGGAGGAGUGGCAGCUGCCGCCGGGGUGAUCCUGGCCCCUUUCACAGCGGGAGCCUCGCUGGCCCUCACCGUUGUUGGGGCCGGAGUGGUUGCAGCCGGCGGUGUCACCGGGGCAUCAGCAGCCAUCGCAAACAAGGCAAAUUUAAAUCAAGACAAGAAGAAGAUUGACAAAACGUUAAACGACUUUAGCGUCCGGUAUGAAGAGAUCCUGACCUCCCUGAUGUUCAUCAACGAAGGCAUGGACCUCCUGAAGCAGCAUGGCGUGACUCUUCUCAACGAAACCAUGAUGGACUCGAAGGCGGCGGCCUGCGCGGUGCAGCUCGCCACCGGGGAGGCGAGCGCCAUGGCCUCGGAGAAGAGCAGCAACGCUUCGGGGAUGCUGAAAGGCUUCGCAAUCGGCAUGGACUUCUACUUCACCAAAGACAAGGACGGACAGAAGCUGAAGAAAGGCCUCGAGUCGAAGCUCGCUCAAAAGCUCCGCAAGCUAGUGGGAGACCUUGAUACUGGUCUGGAUGAGCUGGUGAAAAUAAAAGAUGUGUUCUGUAAGCAUGUUGAUUAAUAGAGUCUCUUUUUUUUUCUUUCUUUUCUAUCCGAAUACCAGUGCAGGUCGAGGUUUAACAUUGGGAUGAAAAUAAUGUUGAACCAGCUUUAAAUUUUCCGACCAGAUAGACAUGAUUAUUAAUUCUAUGAAACUGAACUUUUAUUUGUAUUCCUUUAAGUUACUUUGCGAUUUUUCCUGUGCUUUUACAAAUUGUCUCUUUAAUAAAGUACAAAAAAGAUCAACAAUCCCA